UUCCAGAAGCAUUCUCUCCUGACGUUUCGCCCACAUCUAUGGCAGGCAUCCUCAGAGGUUGUGAGAUAUAGUCGCUAUGUAUUUUAUGAAUGUUAUUUUACUGUUAUUGUUUUAAUUAUAUAUGCUGUCAUCGUAUUGUUUUAUCUGUUGAUCAGGCUUGGUCCCCAUGGGAACUGCUCUGAGUCUCUUCAGGGAGAUGGAAGUCGGUUAUAAAUAAAGUUUAUUAUUAUUAUUUGUAUUAUUAUUACUAUAAUUAUCAUCAAAUGUUGAUGAGUUCUUUAUUUUGUCUUGACAUGCUUGAGUUUUAAAAAUCAUAGCUAGCUGGCACGUAGGAGAAUAAGUCAGUGAUAAGAGGAGUAGGCUCAGGUCAUCACAGGAGAUCCCUACCAGGCCAAUGAGAAUUAUUUUGGGGGAUGCUAGGAUAUUUGGAGAGUUGGUGUGUGUCAUAAGGAGUUCAAGUGUCACAUUGGCCCACAUUCAAGGGUGCUUUGUAGUCUAUGGUCUACACAAUUCGUAACCUGAUUACAGAUGUAGACAAGAGGUCAUGACAGGAACUGUUGAGUAAUGCACCUGGAAAGGAUUUCAACAAAAGUUCGGUCAAUACCUUUCUCAUACAAAUCAACGCAAGACAGAAAAUGUGGACUGCUCUGCAAAGGCUUGUGUAAUGAUUCUUCCUUGUCUUGUCUUUGGGUUUUCAUCUUUUAACAAUUGUAUUUUCACACUCCUGCAACGGCUUACCUUUAGAGGCAGGGAAAUGAGCCAUUUCUAUCAAACGUCUUUUGCCCACAUAGUCAACAAAACAGUGCAGUUUUCCUCUGAUACAAAAAUCAAGCUGAGGGACAGGCAGUUCAAUGUAGUCUGCAACAAACAAAAGCACUAAGGAAGCAGGCAACAUGAGAAACUCAUUCAUUUGCAUAGUUUGAUGAUAUUUCCAGUGCACUAAAAUGGACAGCACAGGUCUGCUUCCAGCAUUUUCUACUUCUGCUCAGCAAUAUUUAUUUUCUAAAUAAAAUGAUUAACUGCUUCCUGUGCAAGAAUCAGAAGUUCAAGAGAUAUGUCUUCUCCCAAGACUAUUGCCUUAUUGGUAACUGAAGCUGUCUUGGACAUCAGUGGGCUCAUCUGUAAUGGCUUUAUCGUUAUUGUGAUCAUUCAGUGGACUAAAUGCAGGACCCUUGCAUCCAUUGAACAGCUUCUUCUAAGCCUGGCUCUGUCCAAUGGGUGCGUGACAAUUGUCAUUGGUGUAUUCCACUUUGGUUUUGCAUCUGAAGAUAAUUUCAGUUCUUUAAUUUUUGAGAUAUGGUACUCCUUUUUUUUCUUUGCUGUGAUAUUCAGAUAUUGGCUCACUGCACUGCUAUGUUUUUUCUACUGCAUCAAGAUUGUGAGCAGUACCCACACUUUCUUCCUUUGGUGCAAACUGAGGAUGUCAUGGCUAAUACCCCGACUUCUGGUGGGAUCUGUUAUUAUCGCUUUGUUAGCUUUCAUUGUGUCAUUAAGUACUAUGCAUAUAUCACCGCAAGAAAGCCCAGUGGCCAAUGAUACAAUGCUUACCCGAGGAAAAUUACUGAAAGAAACCAUCACAAGUUUUGAUAUGUUCUUUUCAGCUGUUGGAUCUGGUUGUCCUUUUCUUGUGGUUUUAUUGUGUUCCAUUUUAGUUGUUGCCUCACUCUGUGGGCACAUCUGUCAAAUGUCGGGUAAAGAACCCCAUCUCAGGAGUUUUCAGACAAAAGCUCAUAUCAAGGCAGCUGGGACAGUGCUAUCUCUGCUAUUGCUUUAUCUUUUAUUUUUUAUUGUACAGACUUUUUCUAUGACUGAAAAUAUAGAAUACAGUGAAGAAUUUAUUUUGGCAGUGAUGGCUGUAUAUUCUCCAGCUCAAGCUGCCAUUCUGGUGUUGAAUAACCCCAAAUUAAAGAAAGGAUUAUCCUUGAUGGUUCAAAGAAUCAAGCUUUAA
Anolis carolinensis (green anole) is the source of this 1948-nucleotide messenger RNA. Its product is annotated as taste receptor type 2 member 143-like. Lineage: Eukaryota; Metazoa; Chordata; Lepidosauria; Squamata; Anolidae. Gene Ontology annotation, molecular function: bitter taste receptor activity; G protein-coupled receptor activity. The transcript has a single exon. Gene Ontology annotation, biological process: G protein-coupled receptor signaling pathway; sensory perception of taste. The record is from RefSeq and is a predicted model, not a curated record. Gene Ontology annotation, cellular component: membrane. The coding region runs from base 1055 to 1948 and encodes 297 amino acids.